AAGAGUUUCCACUUCCGGCCUCCAAGGGGCGGGAGGACUCUGGGAACAUGCGGCUGUCAGUGGCGUACGCCAUUUCCCAUGGCCGCGUAUACCGCCGCCUGGGCCUCGGCCCCGAGUCCCGUAUCCAUUUGUUGAGAAACUUGCUCACCGGACUGGUGCGACACGAACGCAUCGAGGCGUCAUGGGCGCGUUUGGACGAGAUGCGGGGCUACGCGGAGAAGCUCAUCGACUAUGGAAAACUGGGAGACACCAACGAACGAGCCAUGCGUAUGGCUGACUUCUGGCUCACGGAGAAAGACUUGAUCCCAAAGCUGUUUAAAGUACUUGCUCCUCGGUACCAAGAUCAGAAUGGGGGCUACACAAGGAUGGUGCAGAUCCCAAAUCGGAGUGAGCAGGAUCGGGCAAAGAUGGCAGUGAUCGAGUAUAAAGGAAAUUGCCUCCCACCCCUGCCUCUACCUCGUAAAGACAGCAACCUUACACUCCUAAACCAGCUGCUGCAGGGGCUUCAGCAAGACCUCCAAAAGAACCAAGAACAAAGUCUCCACAGCUCCCAUACAGCUCAAACACCAAGGAUUUAACUGGAACUGGACUCUGUGGCUUUCUUCAGUGGCCAUGUCUGAGAACUAAUGCUAAAGUUGUAAAAUGGACAGUCAUAAUCGGGCUCAGAAUCCUCUAAGGAGCCAGAUGGCCUUCUCUCUCAGCACAAAAGAUAAAAUUCCUUACCAUGAAUAUAUGUAAAAAUUUUUUUUUUUUAUUCCCUUAGGUGUUCUGGAAAAAUGAGAACCAUGUAAAUGCUCAGUCUACCUAGGAUAGUAAAUUUAUAGUUUAUGUUUCUGGUUCUUAGGGUUGUGUUUGGUUAAUGUAGUUGGUUUUUUUUUUUUUGCCAAUUUAGAUGGGGCAUGUAUCUUGUAUCCCAGACUUGUUCCCUGACACGACUUUAUUUUGACAUCCAGCAUAGGACUGAGCCUCUAAGAUUUCUUAGAAAAAGAUUGCUUCCUGCUGGGUGGGAGAAUGAACAUCUGCCAAUAAAAUUUGUUUAAUCCAUAUCCAAGGCAACUUCAGGAGACAUUGCAACCAUUCCUCUAUUUCCAGGCUGGAUCACGUAUCUUCAUGUGCUCUCAACCUCUGAAUGGAUUUUUAAGUAGGACCUAAGAACUCUGAUAUCCUACAACAUUGACUGAAAAAGUGGAGGUAUCUGACAAAGGAUGCUGGCAUUCAGGAUAAGCUCCUUCCUCUUGGUAUGGAGAGGGUUUUAGUAAGAGGAACAUUAGAAAGUUCAACUUGCUGGGGAUUUCCUGAAAGUUUUUAUUGUCAAAAUGGGCUUCUGUGGGAACUUAGAAAAGGGAAAUCCGGUUUCAGAAUGGCUGAGCAUGUAAAACACCAGGAGCUCUUUUUCAAUGCACUAAUUAUAGUGAAUAAAGCCAGGCUUAGUCCAGCCAGGCUACUACUCCCUUAGAUUUAAGGACUGACUAGAGUGAUAGUCACAAGAAGACCUAAAGCUGUCACCCGUGGCCUGAACACAAUAUAGCACAUCCUGAUAGUUACCGUAUUCCCAGUAGAGUGGGAAGAAAAAAUUUUGUCUUAAUCUAUACCUUAGUAAGAGUGAGGGUACAAGGGUUACUGGUCUAAUAGACAUGAGCUUCAGUGACACAACUAUUGUAGUGCUAUUUUGCUACAACAGCCUUAGUCUGACACUCAUCCCUAUAGGGCUUACUCUCUCUUCCUCUAAUUUAUCCUUCAAAGUAGUAUGAAAGAGCCUUACAUUAAAGUUUGAGCACCACAGACCCUCAAAAAUAUUUGCAUUAAAUGUUUUUCCCUAAAAAUUCACUACUCUUCCAGUCUUAGCAUGAAUGUGCACCCCAGCUAGAUAAUCAUCCCUGAUGCCUAAAGAAAGUACUUCCCUUGAAAUUAAAACCAUAUCUGUAAAUCUUAAGGACAGGUAAAUUAUGGGUGAACUGCCAUUACAUUUCCUCUUAGCCAGCCAAAAUAUAUUUCAUUUUGGUACUCAUUGGUUCCCAAGGUACUUUUUAAGUAUCUGCUACUCUCCACAUUAUUUUAGGUAAUUGGGAUACCAUAUUUAUCAAUAUUUGCCAUUAAGUCAGUUCCUGCCAUCACAUAGUUAAUAAUGGGACACUACAUCACCUUUAAUAUUUUGGGCCAAAUAAGACAAUCUUGGAACAUUUACUAAAGGCUCAAGGAUAACAAGGGAAAUUGUUAACAGUGUGCUGAGAAUUCUAACUUCACCUCAGUUGGUGGACUGCCCUCAAGUCCUUCUAAACACUACUUAAGUAAAUUCCAAAGCCAGCAGAGGUCCAAAACAAUGAAUUUUGCUUCAGCAACUUUAAAGGUACUUCAUUUGGGACUCCAGUUAUUUACAGCAAGGUUGACAAAAGUGCUGCCCUUACCCUAGCCCAAUAUCUACAGUUAGAAAAGCAAAAGAGGGCCCGGGUUUUAGUUCAGUGGUCCCACCGCCUGCCUUGCAAGCAUAAAGUCCCAAGUUCAAUCCCCAGGAAAAAAAAAAAAAAAGCUAAAAGUUCACUUAAUUUAUCUUCAGUAGAAUUAGGUCAAAUUGCUACCACCUUGUUUCCCUAAAUGUGAAAUUCUGAGUUGCAACAGCCCCCAAUUUCCCUUUCCACAUUGCAGCUGUGGUAAUAGAAACCUGAUUAGCUUAAUGUCUUGGUCAUCUUUUGUGGCUUACAUCCUAUAAAACAAGAGUUUAAAUUUCAGAGGAGAACCCUCUUCCAUGACCAUACAUCUGUUCCAUACUCCAUCCUUGUACCUUGCUUCUAGUUUUAUGCUUCAGAAAGAAGUCAUUUUGGUUGGUUCCUGUUCGUAUCUGUCAUUACCACCUUUGGUUCUUGCAGUCUAUGCUAUCAAGCAGCCAUUCCUGCUUUUCCCUGCCUGAUACAUACACAAACUUAAGUGGCUCAUCUUACCAUCCCUACCCCUAAAUUUAGUGGUGAUGAACCUUUUAGAACUUUAAGUGAUACAAACAGCCUGCUGUGGUAUGAAUGCUGUAAAUUCACCACCAAGUUCAUUACUUUGUCAAACUAGAUGACCCUGAAGUAUUUCUAUGAUACACUGACAUUAAUACAUGCUAUUAUAAUUCCUACAGAGGAUCGAAUCCUAAACAUCCAUCCCAGAUUGACCUAAAGCAGGAACUAUUUCCAUACCCUGGCUGUUGAUGGGUUCAGGAUCCAUGUUUUGUUCUUCUGGGUAGUGUGUCAUUCUGAGUACCACUGGGGAAUUGGCCUUAAGCUGAAAAUAACACUGAAAAAUAGCAAAAGCUAAAAGUACAUAGAAUUCUCAAACUUAGGAACCUUACUUAAAUUAAAAUAAUAAAUUCCUCAGUGUACAUCGCCAUUUGAGCCUGUGGU
This is a messenger RNA of Fukomys damarensis (Damara mole-rat), 3377 nucleotides long. RefSeq names its product mitochondrial ribosomal protein L17 (gene Mrpl17). The record is from RefSeq and is a predicted model, not a curated record. Bases 48 to 578 code for a protein of 176 amino acids. Lineage: Eukaryota; Metazoa; Chordata; Mammalia; Rodentia; Bathyergidae. The transcript is spliced from 3 exons. Gene Ontology annotation, molecular function: structural constituent of ribosome. Gene Ontology annotation, biological process: translation. Gene Ontology annotation, cellular component: ribosome; mitochondrial large ribosomal subunit.